Monopterus albus (swamp eel) is the source of this 930-nucleotide messenger RNA. RefSeq lists its product as uncharacterized. The coding region runs from base 12 to 929 and encodes 305 amino acids. The transcript is spliced from 8 exons. The record is from RefSeq and is a predicted model, not a curated record. Lineage: Eukaryota; Metazoa; Chordata; Actinopteri; Synbranchiformes; Synbranchidae.
ACAACACAAAAAUGUACGUAUCACUGAAAGCAGGACCAGUGGUUCGGGCAAACGGCAGGAAACUCAACCAGCCUCCUUAUGUUGGUCUCUUUCCUCCAUUAAGGGCCCGUGUGAACUGCUCGCAUGACUUCCGUUUGUCUGUAAAAGACCUGGAUGGGGACAAGGUGCGGUGCCGCUUAGCCCAGCCUGAACAGGGGGAGUGUAUUGACUGUACUCCGUACCCCUUUAUACAACUGCAUAAGGAGGAGUGUAUAUUGACAUUCACUGGAGAAGCACCAGCAGGACAAUAUUUCAUCUACCUGAUGGUAGAAGACCUGAUUCCUUCACGCCAAAUAAGCCUUACCACAGACAGCCCACCCCUCAGCUCCAUCCCUGCACACCUCUCUCUCACUGUGGAGGAGUCAACUACCAGCUGCAGUGAUGAACCUAUAGUAACUGGUGGAACCCCCAAAAAGGACACCAUGCUGCUUGCCCUGCCAUACCAGCAGGUGAAAUUCAAUGUCAACUUUAUGUCACAACUGGAAAGUGUUUUGGAAGUAGCAGUGGUUGGUCCCCCUGAACUCUACAGGGUUGGCUUCCAAUUAGUUGGCCCUCUGGCAAUGAUGACCAUGUCCUGGGUCAGGUCUGGAAAUAAACUGGCCCGCCUUUUGCCAAUCUGCUUUGCUGCGAACACCAACAGUUUACAGUCAGAGCCCAGAUGCGUGUGGCUAUUCCAAAGGGAAAUGAAGGCACUACCUGCUGGAACAGAGCUGAGGUGUGACAAGAUGGAGAUGACGCUGGUGCUCCCUCUUACCUCCCUGAGAAACAUCAACCUGAACGAACUGCAGCCCAAUAGCUCCACGUGUCCCAUCACCUACAACAGCACACACUUGACUGCACACAUCUCCUUGGAUGGCUGCGGCACCAAGACUGUGGUAACAUACACGUAGC